AUGUCCACACAGACAGAUACCGAGAUUGUGGAAGUCAAGGAUGAUAUUAUGCCAGUCUUUGACAAGAGUCCAGACUUGCGCUUCAAGGCCAGCCUGAGCUCGAACGGCCAGAUGGUGGAGCACAAGGAACAUCUUACUCCACCAGAAACACCUGUCGAGUACGUCCACCACGAGCCGGAAUUGCAAUGGGUCAAGAUUAGGCGGCAUCUACAGGACCCUUUCGCAGAGUUCUUUGGCACAAUGGUCAUGAUCUUGUUUGGCGAUGGUGUCGUCGCACAAGUCAUUCUUAGUGGUCAAACAAGAGGCGAUUAUCAGAGCAUCUCCUGGGGCUGGGGGUUGGCCGUCAUGAUCGGAGUAUACGUCGCAAAGAAGAGCGGAGGUCACCUCAACCCGGCCGUCACACUGUCCAACUGUGUCUUCCGCGGAUUUCCCUUCCACAAAUUCCCCAUCUACUUCAUGGCGCAGCUUCUUGGUGCCAUGGCCGGGGCAUUCAUAGUAUAUUUCAACUACAGGCUGGCUAUAGACAACUUCGAGGGCGGUCCGGGCGUGCGUACAGUUGGCGGCAACACCUCGAGCGCUGGUGUCUUUUGCACAUACCCGGCCCCUUUCAUGACAAGAGGUCAAAUGUUCGUGAGCGAGUUUGUGGCCAGCGCUAUACUCAUGUUCAACAUCUUUGCCUUCGUUGACGCUGGUGCUGGGGACUUGAUUCCCCUCUGCCUCUUCUUCCUCAUCUUUGGCAUUGGCGCCUGCUUUGGUUGGCAGACAGGCUAUGCCAUCAACCUGGCGAGGGACUUUGGGCCCAGGCUCGUGUCUUUCAUCCUAGGCUACGGCAGUGACGUCUGGUCAGCCGGUGGCUACUACUUCUGGAUUCCCAUGGUAGCACCUUUCCCAGGGUCUAUGGAUAUGACAUACAGGUGCGACUCGAUGCUACAACUACAGACUAUUUAA
This is a messenger RNA of Diaporthe batatas, 948 nucleotides long. RefSeq lists its product as uncharacterized. NCBI's taxonomy places the organism in Eukaryota, Fungi, Ascomycota, Sordariomycetes, Diaporthales, Diaporthaceae. Gene Ontology annotation, biological process: glycerol transmembrane transport; water transport. The record is from RefSeq and is a predicted model, not a curated record. Gene Ontology annotation, molecular function: glycerol channel activity; water channel activity. The transcript is spliced from 4 exons. The coding region runs from base 1 to 948 and encodes 315 amino acids. Gene Ontology annotation, cellular component: plasma membrane.